AUGAAUUUUUUGUAUGCCGAUUCGGCAACCCUUGUUUGGAAUGGUAAUUCGAUCACUGGCAAUGAUGCAAUCCUGAAAUUUUACGAUGGUUUACCGAAUUCAACACAUUCACUAUCAUCGUUGGAUUGCCAUCACAUUGAUGAUGGUUCGAACUCGACGCGCCCACUGGUGGUGCUCUGCGUGGGAACCGUUGUUCUCGGUCAAAUGACGCACGCCUUCACGCAGACCUUCAUUCUGAUUCUGGACGACGAAAGAUACAAAAUCAUAAGCGAUCGAUUUCGAUUCAUCGAUUAA
Messenger RNA from Gongylonema pulchrum, 294 nucleotides. NCBI's taxonomy places the organism in Eukaryota, Metazoa, Nematoda, Chromadorea, Rhabditida, Gongylonematidae. The record is from the annotation of a GenBank genome assembly.